CCGAGCAAUCUUAUUGGCUAAAGAGUCAGCGGCCAUAUGAUUUUCUGAUGCCUGAACUUUGAGGAAAAAGUUCAAUAUUACAUAAAAAGGGAGCCACGUUAUCCCUGCAGCACGGCUAUAGCGUGGAGAGGAACUUCUUCCGCUUCCGUCCUCUGCAGGGAUCUAGUGGCAACCGGUCCGGGCCGAGCGGACCUCCUGGUGCGAGAUAAUCGGCCCCUGAUGUGACUUAAUGAGGCGGACAUGUCCGGGAACAAACUCAGACGCUCCCCGCUCCGAGGCGACAGGUGUGCGUCAGGUGAGCCCUGGGACCAGGCGGACGACCCGGUGUCCCAGCAGCAGCGCACUCAUUACCGGGGAACACACCGCCAUGGAGCCCAGCCAGAGCGCGCAGGCAGCGGACAUGGCAGGCGAGCACUCGGCCGGCAUGUGCGUGCUGCUGGAGAGGGACCGGGACAGGACCGAGCUGUGCAGCCCCAGUCCCCCGGCCAAGCAGCGCUCCUUGCGGGUCGUAUACGUGCUGAACGACGGGCUGAAGGCGGUGAUGGCCAGCAGUCCGGAGUCCGGGGCGCUGCAGUGCCUCCAGCGGGCUUGUGACGCGGAAAGUGCCCUGCUGACCACCGUCACCUUCGGGAGGCUCGACUUCGGAGAGACCUCCGUGUUGGACAGCUUCUACGACGCAGACAUCGCGGUGGUGGACAUGAGCGAUGUCUUCCGCCAGCCCUCCCUCUUCUACCACCUGGGCGUGCGGGAGAGCUUCGACAUGGCCAACAACGUCAUCUUGUACCACGACACCGACCCCGACACGGCGCAGUCCCUGAAGGACAUGGUCGCUCAGAAAAACACAGCCUCCAGCGGCAACUAUUAUUUCAUCCCCUACAUCGUCACCCCCAACCAUGAGUACACGUGCUGCGAGAGCGACGCCCAGCGAAGGGCCAGCGAGUACAUGCAGCCCAGCUGGGACAACCUCCUGGGUCCUCUGUGCGUCCCCCUGAUGGACCGCUUCACCAGCCUGCUGAAGGACAUCCACGUCACGUCCAGUGCCUCCUUCAAAGACACCCUGCUGAACGACAUCAGGAAGGCCAGGGAGAAGUAUCAGGGCGAGGAGCUGGCGAAGGAGCUUUCCCGUAUUAAACUGCGCAUCGACAACACCGAGGUCCUCACGCAGGACAUCGUCAUGAACCUGCUCUUCUCCUACAGAGACAUCCAGGACUACGAUGCCAUGGUGAAACUGGUGCAGACCUUGGAGAUGCUGCCUACUUGUGACCUGGCAACCCAGCCCAUGAUCCAGUUCCACUACGCCUUUGCGCUAAACAGGAGGAACAGUCCUGGCGACAGAGAGCAAGCUCUCCGGGUGAUGCUGCAGGUCCUGCAGUCCUGCGAGCAUCCGGCGCCCGAUAUGUUCUGCCUGUGCGGACGAAUCUACAAGGACAUCUUCCUCGACUCGGACUGCAAAGACACCAAGAACAGGGACAAUGCCAUACAGUGGUACAGGAAGGGCUUUGAGCUGCAGCCUACACUCUACUCCGGCAUCAACCUGGCGGUUCUCCUCAUAGUUGCCGGUCAACAGUUUGAGAGCUCCAUGGAACUCAGGAAAAUUGGUGUUCGCCUCAACAGUUUAUUGGGGCGCAAAGGUUCCCUGGAGAAAAUGAACAACUACUGGGACGUGGGACAGUUCUUCACCGUUAGCAUGCUGGCUAACGACAUUCCAAAGGCCACUCAGGCUGCCGAGAAGCUCUUCAAGCUGAAGCCGCCUCUCUGGUACCUGCGCUCGGUGGUGCAGAACCUGCAGCUGAUCCAGAGGUUCAAGAAGCAGACGGUGGAACAUUCCCCCCAGAGGGACCGACUCAACUUCUGGAUGGACAUCAUCGUGGAGGCCACGCAGGGCACCACCAACCGACUGCGUUUUCCCGUGCUGAUUCUGGAACCCACUAAGGUCUACCAACCGUCAUACGUGUCCAUCAACAAUGAGGCUGAAGAGAAGAACGUCUCAAUUUGGCACGUUUCGCCCCCUGAAACGAAAGGCAUCCACGAGUGGAACUUUACGGCUAUGUCCAUCAAAGGCAUCAGUAUCAGCAAAUUCGACGAGCGCUGCUGCUUCCUCUACGUCCACGACAACUCGGACGACUUCCAGAUUUACUUCUCCACGGAGGAGCAGUGUGCACGGUUCUGCUCCAUGGUGAAGGAGAUGAUAUCGGACGGGACCGGGAACGCCGUGGAGCUGGAAGGCGAAGGCGAUGGCGACACAUUGGAGUACGAGUACGACAUGGAUGAGACGAGCGAACGGGUGGUGCUGGGGCGAGGUACCUAUGGAGUGGUGUACGCCGGGAGGGACCUCAGCAACCAGGUCCGAAUUGCUAUCAAGGAGAUCCCAGAGAGGGACAGCAGGUAUUCGCAACCUCUUCACGAAGAGAUCGCCCUCCACAAAUACCUCAAGCACAGGAACAUCGUCCAGUAUUUGGGCUCGGUUUCAGAGAACGGAUAUAUCAAGAUCUUUAUGGAGCAAGUUCCUGGAGGGAGCUUGUCGGCCUUGCUGCGCUCCAAAUGGGGUCCCCUGAAGGAGGCCACCAUCAUCUUCUACACCCGACAGAUCCUGGAGGGGCUGCGCUACCUGCACGAGAACCAGAUUGUGCACCGGGACAUAAAGGGCGACAACGUGCUGGUCAACACCUACAGCGGCGUCUUGAAGAUUUCAGACUUUGGUACCUCCAAGCGGCUGGCUGGAGUCAACCCCUGCACGGAGACCUUCACUGGCACUUUGCAGUACAUGGCUCCGGAAAUCAUCGAUAAAGGUCCCCGAGGCUACGGGGCCCCAGCAGACAUCUGGUCCCUGGGGUGCACAAUCAUAGAAAUGGCCACCGGAAAGCCUCCCUUCCAUGAGCUGGGGGAGCCUCAAGCCGCCAUGUUUAAGGUGGGGAUGUUUAAGAUCCACCCUGAGAUCCCCGAGUCUUUGUCGCUGGAGGCCAAGUCGUUCAUCUUGCGCUGCUUCGAACCAGACCCUCACAAACGAGCCCUGGCCUCCGACCUGCUCAAGGACACGUUUGUCAAGCAGAACACCAAGGGCAAGAAGAGCAAGAUCGCCUUCAAACCCUCAGACUACAUCCACGUUUCCCUGCCGGUGCAGUUGCAGUGCGAGGCCACCGGGAGCAGCAGCAGCGAACACGGCUCCAUGAGCCCCGACUGCGACUCCAAACACGACGUCUUCUUCCAGAAAAAGAAAAGCUCUGGCUCAGAGAAUCUGCUCAAACCGCCCAACUCCAACUACCUGAGCGUUCCAGAUGAAGGCUCCGUGUCGGAGGACCGCAAUGUCCCGCCCUCAGCAGAGGACCGAGACGGGGGGCUUUUCUUACUGAAGAAGGACAGUGAGAGGCGGGCCAUUCUGUUCAAGGUCCUCAACGAGGACCAGGAAAAGGUCAUCUCUAACCUGAAGGAGAACUACAUCCAGGGCAGCGAGGAGCUCCAGCUGUCCGUGGAGCACAUCAAGCAGAUCAUCUGCAUCCUCCGAGACUUCAUCCAUUCCCCGGAGAGGCGCGUCAUGGCGGCCACCAUCUCCAAGCUCAAGCUGGACCUGGACUUUGACUCCACUUCCAUCAACCAGAUCCAGCUGGUGCUCUUCGGCUUCCAGGACUCGGUAAACAAGGUGCUCAGAAACCAUCACAUCAAACCUCACUGGAUGUUCGCCAUGGAUAACAUCAUCCGCCGAGCUGUGCAGGCAGCCAUUACCAUUCUCAUUCCAGAGCUGCAGACACACUUUGGCCCGGCAUCCGAGUGCGAGGGCGCCGAAAAGGAGGACGAGGUGGACGAGGAGGAGGUCGAGUUCGGCCCCGUGUUGGCGCCGGCCGCCGACGACACAGGGGUGUCCGCCGACCCCGCUCCCUCGGCCGUCACCGCGCUCCCCUCGGCCCACUCGCACGAGCACCAGCGCUCCCACCACCAACUGGGGGCUCAGCUCGGACGCCUAAAGCAGGAGACAAACAGGCUGCUGGAGGAGCUGUUGCAGAAGGAGAAGGAGUACCAGCAGGUCCUGAAGGCCACAUUGCAGCAGCGAACGCACGACCUGGAGCUGGUCCGGGUCCGACACAGACCAGCAGAUAUUUCACCGCCAUCCAUCUUCCACAUUCCGGCAGACCACGAGCCUGAUAAGCAGCUUACUGAUUGGCUAAAGGAGCAGGGUGCGGACCCUGACACGAUUGACAAGUUUGUGCUUGAAGAAUACACGCUGACAGACGUCCUAAGUGACAUCACCAAAGACGACCUGCGCUGUUUACGCCUCAGGGGCGGAGUCCUAUGCCGAAUCUGGCGGGCCAUUCAGAGGCACCGGGAGCGAGAGAGGCUGAGGGGCGACGAGCGUUCGGAUGAGGACGUGUGACGUUCUUUCUGCCAAACCGCCAUUGUGCCUUUUUCUCUCCUUACUGCCUUUUCGUUAACUAAGGGUGCAGCCACUACUCUUCCUAGCGUCGCACAUUCGCAGCACUCACAAUUAAAGAAAGAUAAAUAACCUAUUGACCCAAAUAUAGGACAACCCGGAAUAAAUACAACGAUUGUGGUAUAAGACGACAUUGAGUAUAAACAACCAGGCUGUGUAAGUUGACCCUGAAUAGAAGAGGACUGCACUAUAAACCAAAAAUUAUACAAAACAACACAGAUAUAAGGGGACCCCGAUCUAAGACAAUUCUGAACAUAAGACUGGAAAUGUAAGACAACCCCGAUAUAAAACAUUCCACGUCUGAGACAACAAAGAUUAAGUCUCCCCAGAUAGAAAAUGACACCCAUAUAGGACAAGACUGAAUAUAAGACAACCCCAAUGUAAGACGACCCAAGUAUAAGAUGACACCGAUACAAUAAGAUUCGGCUUUAAGACGAGAUUGAAUGUAAGACAACCACAAAUGUGGGACAACACUGAUACAGUAUAAGACCUCCGAGAUAUACGACCAAAAUCUAUAACAAGACUGAAUAUAAAGACGAUCCUCAUGUAAGACAAAACCAAUAUAAGAAAAGCUUUAAUAUAACACCCUCCUACAAGACAAGACUGAAUAGAACACAACCCUGAAUAUAAAACGACACCUGUAUAAGGCAUGGUUGCUGCAAGACGACCCUGCGGGAAGACAAGACUGAAUAUAACACAUCCUUUAACAUAAGAUGAUUCGGAUACAAAAUAAGAAUACAAGACAACUCUUGAAUAUAUGACAACAAAAACCCUAAUAUAACACAUGCUUAAUAUAAGACAACCCCUAAAAUAUGGAUUCUGAUACAAGCCACCCCAGAAUAUAAAACGCGAGUAUAAGAGACUCUUGACAUAAGACGAUCAAAAUAUAUUCCAUGCUUGAUAUAAGAAGACCGCUGAUAUUAAACGACCCUGCAAUAAGACAAUACAGAGAAUACAACAACUCUGAAUAUAAGAUACUUCUGAUGUAAGACAAGUUUGACAUAAAACAACACGAAUAUAUUACACGCUUGAUAUAAGACAACCCCUGAUGUUCAACAACCCUGCUAUAAGACAAGACUGAUAAUAAGACAACACCAAAUGCAGGAUAAUUCUGAUAUAAGACGACCUUGGAUAUAAGACAAGGUUGAUGAUAUAAGGCAACCCUAAUGUAAGCAAAUCCCAAUAUAAUACACGCUUGAUAAAAGAUUACCCUUGAAAUUACAUUACCCUGCUGUAAGACGUGACUGAAUAUAAGUCAACACCAAUAUAAGACAAGCUUGAUAUCAGACAGCUCCUGAUAUUAAAACAACCUUGCUAUAAGACACGACUGAAAAUAAGACAACACUAAAUUUAAGAUCACUGAAUCAAGACGACUCUGGAUAUAAGACAACCCUAAUGCAAGCAAAUCCCAAUAUAAUACACUCUUGAUAAAAGAUGACUCUUUAAAUUAAAUUAUCCUGAUAUAAGACUCGACCGAAUAUAAAACAACACCAAUAUAAGACCUGACUGAAUAUAAAACAACACCAAUAUAAUACAAGACUGAAUAUAGGACAACACCAAUAUGAGACAAGCUUGAUAUAAGACAGCCCCUCAUAUUAAACGACCCUGCUAUAAGGCACGACUGAAAAUAAGAAAACACUGAAAUUUAAGAUCACUCAAUCAAGACCACUCUGGGUAUAAGACAAGCUUGAUAUAAGACAACCCUAAUGCAAGCAAAUCCCAAUAUAUUACACUCUUGAUAAAAGAUGACUCUUUAAAUUAAAUUAUCCUGAUAUAAGACUCGACUGAAUAUAAGACAACACCAAUAUAAGACUUGAUUGAAUAUAAAACAACACCAAUACAAUACAAGACUAAAUAUAGGACAACACCAAUAUGAAACAAGCUUGAUAUAUCCCAGCCCCUCAUAUUAAACGACCCUGCUAUAAGACACGACUGAAAAUAAGACAACACUAAAUUUAAGAUCACUGAAUCAAGACAAAUCUGGAUAUAAGACAAGCUUGAUAUAAGAUAACCCUAAUGCAAGCAAAUCCCAAUAUAAUACACUCUUUGAUAAAAGAUGACGCUUUAAAUUAAAUUAACCAAAUAUCAGACUCGACUGAAUAUAAGACAACACCAAUAUAAGACUUGACUGAAUAUAAAACAACACCAAUAUAAUACAAGACUGAAUAUAGGACAACACUAAUAUGAGACAAGCUUGAUAUAAGGCAGCCCCUGAUAUUAAACAACCCUGCUAUAAGACAAGACUGAGAAUAAGAGAACACUAAAUUUAAGAUCAUUCUGAUAUAAGACGACCCUGGAUAUAAGACAAGCUUGAUAUAAGACAGCCCUAAUAUAAGCAAAUCCCAAAUAUAAUACAUGUUUGAUAAGACGACUCUUUCAAUUAGACUACCCUGCUACACGACUUGACUGAAUAAAAGACAACAGCAAUAUAAGACUUGACUGAAUAUGUGACAACAGCAAUAUAAGACUUGACUGAAUAUAGGACAACAGCAAUAUAAGACUUGACUGAAUAUAAGUCAACACCAACACAAGACAGGCUUGAUAUAAGACAGCACCAAUUUAGGACAAUUCUGAUACAAGACGACCCCAGAUAUAAGGCAAGAUUGAUGUAAGAAUCCUUGAUAUACAGUAAGGCAACAUUGAAUAUAAGAUUAUUCCGAUACAGAACAAACAAAAUAGACUUUUUCAAUAGCUGGUUUUGGAAAAAUAACUGGUAGAUAACCAAUAAUAUUGAAUAAAGAUGGAUGUCAUAUUUAUUUGCUGCUCUACAGUUGUUUGAUUAUUUAUUAUAGACAUCUUAAAAUUAGCAUCACAGCUCCUGUGUUGUUUGCCAAUUUGUCCAACCAAUCUUUUUGUUCCACUGGUGUAUGUGUGAGUGACAGGAAGAAAGGCUUAGUGAGAAGACGCAACCCGUUGGUUUUGUAUGUGAAAAAAUCUCAAGAAUAUAAGACGACUGUCCGGAGAAAAAAUAUCAAUGUAUCGUUUGUCUCUUCCAUUGAAAAUGUGAAUGAUGUCCUCCUUUUCCCGCAAUCUACAAGACCACACCCCCAUUUGCUGUAAGAAAAGAAGGUUUAAGUAUGAAAAAGAUGAUGCUUAUUUAUUAAAAUGUUACAGGUCAUGACCAAACCAGCUAUGAUUUAUGAUCGCAGGGUGACACUUGCACACGUCAGCAAGAAGUCCCUUGUUUUCCUUCUCAAAGUCAAGUAGACAGUUGUAUGGAUGUUUUCUUUGACCCCGUGUGCUUCAUGUUUGCUUUGCAAUAAACCUGCAAAUAAUUAA
Nerophis ophidion (straightnose pipefish) is the source of this 7702-nucleotide messenger RNA. It is a transcript of the gene map3k15, whose product is annotated as mitogen-activated protein kinase kinase kinase 15. The record is from RefSeq and is a predicted model, not a curated record. Lineage: Eukaryota; Metazoa; Chordata; Actinopteri; Syngnathiformes; Syngnathidae. Bases 230 to 4366 code for a protein of 1378 amino acids. The transcript has 29 exons. Gene Ontology annotation, biological process: protein phosphorylation; MAPK cascade; cellular response to stress. Gene Ontology annotation, molecular function: ATP binding; MAP kinase kinase kinase activity.